Clunio marinus is the source of this 225-nucleotide messenger RNA. Lineage: Eukaryota; Metazoa; Arthropoda; Insecta; Diptera; Chironomidae. The record is from the annotation of a GenBank genome assembly.
AUGUGCAUUACGGAUGAUAUUUUUCAUAGUCUGGAAUAUCUUUUCAUCUUAGUUCAAAGCCUUUUUCAAUUGCAGGUCAUUGCUUCAAAAAGGUUGAAUACAUUGAAUCAAUGCAAUGAUGCUUCAGAAAUCAUCGGUUAUGAAAUAUUGAAUGAUUUUGAAGUAAAUGAAGACAAUAAAGCAAUGAACUAUUCACGUGACUUAAAUUAUGUACAUAUCCCAUAA